ACUUGCCGGGGCUUCUUUGUCCACUUACAUCUCAGUCCGAUCUCAAUUCUCGACCAUGACUGGUCGUAACAAACAAGUUGCUCUAGCAUUACCUUCUUCUGCUCCUUCUAUGAACCCCAAAAUUCCUGGCUUUCUUCAGAAACUUUAUACGUUCGUAGUCAUUCUACAUCGCGAUCUGGUCGUUCAUUAGCUGUAUGUAGACUUGUAAGCGAUCCGGAGACCGACGAUGUGAUUUGCUGGUCAGAAUCUGGAGACUCUUUCUUUGGUAUGCCCCAUUUGCUGUUACCGUUUACUGAGUUCAUUUAAUAUUCUCGCAGUUCUUGAUCCAACUCGUCUCGCCACAGAACGUCUCGGAGCCUUCUUCAAGCACAACAAAUUCGCAUCGUUCGUACGGCAAUUGAACAUGUACGGGUUUCACAAAAUUCCGCAUCUGCAGCAGGGAGCAUUGAGAAGCAGUUCAGAAGCAGAAUAUUCCCAGUUUGCCCAUCCGGACUUCCAUCGGGGUCAGGAAGAUCGUCUGAUUCUCAUCGAACGAAAGAAGCAAACAACGAUGCACCCAAAGGAACAGGGUGUGGUUGAUUUCCCUAGUGUGGCACCUCAGGCAGUCCCCCAGCCCCAGACUACUGAUCACUCGACGGAUCAGGCAUUGGAUAUUCAUGCUAUUAUCAAUGGUAUUGCUGCUAUUCGACGGCACCAGGUCAAUUUAUCCUCAGAGCUGAAUGAACUAAAGAGCUCCAAUCAACUGCUUUGGCAAGAGUCCAUGGAAGCUCGCAGUCGACAUCAGAAGCAGCAAGACACACUGAAUAGCAUCAUCAAGUUUCUCGCUGGUGUUUUUGGCCACCAGGCCGCAAAUUCCGGUGCUAAAGAGAAGGAGCGAGGAGGACCUUCUUCUCACUCAGUUGUACGAGGUUCGCGGCUGAUGAUAGAGGACAAGAAGAGAGAUCUUGCUACCAGAGUUGGAAUUGUUGAGGUUCAGGAUGAAGAAGCUGGUAGCCCCGCUUCGCGGGCUGAAUCUCCUGGUCCUUCCUUCUCAAUUGAAACUGCAGGUUCUACCUCACAUAUGACGUCCCCGUAUCCUUCACCCGCGACUGAGAUUUCUUCAUUAUCCGCCGCCGCUACUCCCCGCUUCGAUCUAACAUAUCCUCCUUCAGAGGAUCAGUCGACACCCCUCGCUAAUUCAUCCACUCCAUCCACGUCAUCCCAGACUGGCAAUAACACUGUGAUUUCCACACAACCCAAGUACCCCGGCACAAGCAUCAUACAGCAAGAUGAAAAUAUGCCCACCUUCUCACCAUCCCGAUCCCCAGCCCUCGACGACCGAAUACAAACCGCUCUUAGUUACCUCACUCCGGCAGACCUCCAACAACUUUUCACUGCCCUAAAUAACCAGCCGGGGAUCAUUAAUGAUUCAUUGAACAUUGACUCGCUUCAGCAAGGGACACAGCAUCAAAACCAGCUUCCCAUAUCCCCACCUCCUUCUCAAUCACUGUCCACUUUCAACUUUGGCUCAUUAUCACCUCAGUUGCCUUCGCAGUCAGCACCUGGUCUGACUGAUACCAAUGGUCUGAUAUCUUUUACCGAUGUGCCAUAUUUGGAACAAUGGAAGCAAGCAUCGGACAUCGAACAAGAAGUGGAACACAUAAAUUCGGGGAUCGAUUUACUGAUACACGAUCUCGGAAUUGACCCCGUGGUUGUAGCUGAUGCUGAAACGAAUCAGGCCAAAGGAAGAGAGCUCGAUACAUCCAUCCUGGAUACAUCUUCUCUCCCUUCUCUGCCUGACUCGGUGUCCAAUGAUGAGCUGUUUGACUCUUUCUUGAAUACCUUUCCAUCACCGGCCCUCGACAACAACUUGACCGGGACGGGAGGUGCGACGAUGGAGAUGAGCUUUCCUGUGGUACCGCCGGGGAGUCCUUCUGCAACGGCGACGACUUCCCUACAAACGGUGCCUCCUGCAGAGCGUGUCAAAGUUAGUGACGGGCCAGGCGCUAAUACACGGGCACAAAAACGGAAAUCGGAUGUUAGCGGAGAGGUGAUGACAAAAAUGCCAUCGAAUCCCAAAACCAAAAAGCGCAAAGACAAAUAGGUCAUUUUGCUCUAUCUAUCACAGUUUUCUGAUUUUUCUUCAGUGGCUCGACGUUCUUGCUACUACCGUAUUAUUUCCCUGAAGGCUUGCUGUACAUAAUAGCAUCAUGUAGCAUUUUACUGUGUUGCGACUGCACCGUUUUUUCAUGUCGAUAUAUCAAACACGUCCACCUCAGUCCAAAGUCAAUCCAAAUAUAGCAGUCAAAUAUAGAUUU
This is a messenger RNA of Lentinula edodes (shiitake mushroom), 2297 nucleotides long. RefSeq lists its product as uncharacterized. Gene Ontology annotation, biological process: regulation of DNA-templated transcription. The record is from RefSeq and is a predicted model, not a curated record. Gene Ontology annotation, molecular function: sequence-specific DNA binding; DNA-binding transcription factor activity. NCBI's taxonomy places the organism in Eukaryota, Fungi, Basidiomycota, Agaricomycetes, Agaricales, Omphalotaceae. Bases 404 to 2083 code for a protein of 559 amino acids. The transcript is spliced from 2 exons.